Molecule: messenger RNA, 1932 nt
Organism: Spea bombifrons (plains spadefoot toad)
Lineage: Eukaryota; Metazoa; Chordata; Amphibia; Anura; Pelobatidae
Product: transient receptor potential cation channel subfamily M member 7-like
Exons: 9
Coding region: 1-1023 (340 amino acids)
Biological process (GO): protein phosphorylation
Molecular function (GO): protein serine/threonine kinase activity; ATP binding
Source: RefSeq, a predicted model, not a curated record
AUGUUCACUGCUCACCUUUACUUUUUUUUUUUUUUACUAUUUCCUAUAGGUAUCGGCUCUCCAUUCAAACCAAUAGUGGACAUCAAUUACUGUUACUCGGCUGUUGAGCGGAACAACUUGAUGAGGCUGUCACAGAGUAUUCCUUUUACACCUGUGCCUCCAAAAGGUGAAUUGGUCACGGUGUAUCAAUUAGAAGAGAGCUCCCCAAGCAUAUUGAACAACAGCAUGUCCUCCUGGUCGCAAAGAGGACUAUGUGCCAAAAUUGAGUUUCUGAGUAAAGAAGAAAUGGGUGGAGGUCUGAGACGCGCUGUGAAAGUGGCGUGUACCUGGUCAGAAAAUGAUAUCCUUAAAGCUGGCCACUUUUACAUCAUCAAGUCAUUCCUCCCUGAAGUUGUGAAUACCUGGUAUAGCGUGUACAAAGAAGACACCGUACUACAUCUCUGCCUUAAAGAAAUACAACAGCAGAGGGCGGCACAGAAAAUGACAUUUGCGUUCGAUGCUAUGAAGCCCAAAUCCAUUCCUUAUUCCCCAAGGUUCCUUGAAGUUUUCCUCCUGUAUUGUCAUUCUGCUGGGCAGUGGUUUGCUAUAGAGGAGUGCAUGACUGGGGAGUUUCGGAAAUACAAUAACAACAAUGGAGAUGAGAUUAUACCAUCCAACGUGCUGGAGGAAACCAUGCUGGCUUUCAGCCACUGGACAUACGAAUACACGAGGGGGGAGCUCCUGGUACUGGAUUUGCAAGGUGUUGGAGAAAAUUUAACCGAUCCAUCGGUCAUAAAGUCUGGAGAAAAGAGGUCCUCGGACAUGGUGUUUGGACCAGCGAACCUGGGUGAUGAUGCCAUCAAAAACUUCCGUGCUAGACACCACUGUAAUUCCUGUUGCCGAAAACUUAAACUCCCAGACUUGAAGAGGAAUGACUACACACCUGAUAAAGUGAUAUUUCCUCAAGAGGGUAAUACAGAAUCAUCGUCUGAUCCUGACAAUCCCACCAAAGAAUCCGAUAACUCGAUCCGCUUGAUGUUAUAACCAACCAACCACCGCUUUGGGACUGAAUGAAUCCUGACUAAUGAGAGAAGUUGGGCACGUUAGAAAUACCGCACACAAGUGCAUGCUGCUAGAACAAAUGUAAAUGAUCUGGAAGGCUCCCCACGUGCCACGUAUAAAUAAACACCUGUGGUACUAUACAGUGCAAUGCGUUGAAGUCGUAAUCUGUAAAGACUUGGGAUUUGUUGCCUAAAUGCAAUCUAAAGCAAUUGCAACUUUUAACUGUGCGCAGUGGCUAUCUUUUAUACAUUUCAAUUUUAACUUUAUGAAAGCCAUGAUCAGCAAUGAACUAUUGUAUAGACAAAAGGAAAGCCUUUCUUUUUUUAAUUAUUUUCCUUCAAGUUGCCUUGUAAAGAGAUCAGUAAGUGCUUUUCAUGUAUAUCACAACUGCUUCAGAAGUUAGAUCUUCCAAAGACCUCAAACUGUACUGCUUGUAUAUCAGAUGAGAAUGUACACAAUCUUACAAAUGUUUCAAUGUAUUUAAACGUCUGUACAAAGGUCUCUAUUGUUAAUAUGGUACCUAUUUUAACGAAUGAAAAAGUGGUUGUAAAUUAUGGGAGAUUGCAAUGCAAUUUAGCCAAUGAAUUGUAAUUUAAUCGUCAUUAUGUCAAGAUAAAUUUGUCCGUAAAAAAUCAUUUUUUUAAACUUUUUUUUUUGUUUUUUGUUAGAGGUACUUAAUGCAAGUUUUAAAAUACAGAACAAAUAUAAAAUGUUCUUUACAUUUUUUACUCUGUAGUGUAUCUUAUAGAUACAGUACUCAUAAAGGCACGAACAAAGUAGGCUGUUUAAAUUGUGUGUUAUGUUGCUGGGGAAAAGGUGAAAUAUAAUACUGUAUACAUUUUAUAUAUCAUUUAAAUCUUUAAAAAAUCUAAAAUAAAUUUAUUCUGUGCA